AUGGAAGUUCCUUGCACUCCAGACAGACUGCAGAUUUUCCUACAAAUGAGUCAGAAGAAGCACAAGCCCAGGAGUGAACCAAAUAUGAACUUAGAUCUAGAGAUUUACAAACACGAAAGCAACCUUUCUAGUGCGUGGCUUUCUCCACCCGAGUCCUUCUGGAGCACAAGAAGCAUUGUGAGUGUUGGGGACCCAAAGAAAAAAUAUACAAGAUUUGAAAAAAUUGGUCAAGGGGCAUCAGGUACUGUUUACACAGCACUAGACAUUGCAACAGGACAAGAGGUGGCCAUAAAGCAAAUGAACCUUCAACAGCAACCCAAAAAGGAAUUAAUUAUUAAUGAAAUUCUUGUCAUGAGGGAAAAUAAGAACCCCAAUAUUGUUAAUUAUUUAGAUAGCUACUUAGUGGGUGAUGAGCUGUGGGUAGUCAUGGAAUACUUGGCUGGUGGCUCUUUAACUGAUGUGGUCACAGAGACCUGUAUGGAUGAAGGACAGAUAGCAGCUGUCUGUAGAGAGUGCCUCCAAGCUUUGGAUUUCUUGCACUCAAACCAAGUGAUCCAUAGAGACAUAAAGAGUGACAAUAUUCUCCUCGGGAUGGAUGGUUCUGUUAAAUUGACUGAUUUUGGGUUCUGUGCUCAAAUCACUCCUGAGCAAAGUAAACGAAGCACUAUGGUGGGGACUCCCUAUUGGAUGGCACCUGAGGUGGUAACUCGAAAAGCUUAUGGUCCAAAAGUUGAUAUCUGGUCUCUGGGAAUCAUGGCCAUUGAAAUGGUGGAAGGUGAACCCCCUUACCUUAAUGAAAAUCCGCUCAGGGCCUUAUAUCUGAUAGCCACUAAUGGAACCCCGGAGCUCCAGAAUCCUGAGAGACUGUCGGCUGUUUUCCGUGACUUCUUAAAUCGCUGUCUUGAGAUGGAUGUGGAUAGACGGGGAUCUGCCAAGGAGCUUUUACAGCAUCCAUUUUUAAAAUUAGCCAAGCCUCUCUCCAGCCUCACUCCUCUGAUUAUAGCUGCAAAGGAAGCAAUUAAGAACAGUAGCCGUUAGAACUGCGAGACUUACCCCUCACCGUCUCCCUGAUGAGUAAGACUGAACUAAAACUGCUACAGGAAACAUGGAAGAAAAGACAGCCGAAUGGGGUGGGGGUUCUUUAACUUUAAAGUGAAUAGAAACUUCUUAUAAGCCUUUUUCCUACUCCCUCAGACUAUGUAAUUUAUUUGUAAGCCUGAACCGCAGCCCACACAGGGCAGCAAUGUUGAAGUGACCAUUAAGUGGUCACUUCCACCGUGAAGCGAAAGAGCCAGUAGUGAAUCCCCUCAUUUUGUGCAUUUACUUUGAAGAAAAAGAUUUCUCAAAGAUGCACACUCCCUCUUCAUAGUGUUGUGUUUGUUUUUAAGUUAGAGAGUAGUCCCUCUUGCAUUCGAACCUCUUUCAAAACUCCUUACCCAAUGUGAUGUUUUUUCACUUGCAUUGUCAUUAGAUGUCCAGAAAAAAAAUAAAAGAUGUCAAAAUGUUUUUUUAAAAAAAGAAAGAAAAAAGCAAAGAAAAAAACACAAAACAAAAACAAACAAAAAUGAAAAAAAUAGAACAAGUGCUGUGUGAAGCUGUGGACGUCCAUGCCCUAAUAGAGUCGCAAUUUUUUCUUCUUCUUCUUCUGUAGUGGUGGCUUGGUUUGUGUACCUAUUUUUCUGCAUUUGUAUUGGAAAAGGUUUCCUUUAAGACACUUUCCAAAAGCAGAGAGGAAUAUGAGUGUUCAGGGUGGGUUUUUAAAAGUUGUGUCUAAACAGAGCUCUAAUUGUGAGAUCCUGUCACAUUUUACAAGGAUGCGUAGGUAGUAGUUGAAUUGUCAUGUAAAGCAGCUUGUUGGCCUCUGUGAUAACAGAAAAAAGACACACACUGAAAAUGUGACAGUGCUUCUGGGUGAGUCUGAGUUCUAAACCUAGAGUAUCCUGAUUGGAGAAAUCUUACUUACACAAAAAUGAGACUUUCUCUGAGAGCCAAAAGGAAAAUGCAGAACUCCUUGUUGGACAAUAAAUCAGCAAAGAUAAUAGCGAAUUUAAUCCUCUCUUGUGUUCCUGUAACCUAAGCAUUGUACAAUAGGCACAUUAUGAGGAGAUAGAUCCAUUAGCCAACAUUCUUCAUAAUAAAAAUUAUUCAUUUUGACAAUUUGUAACACUUAAGAACUUUUUAAAGAUCAAGAGAUCAGAGAUAUAGUAAAAAAUUCAACUCUGUAAGAAAUGGGAAGUCAGUAAAAGCUACAUCCCAGUCAACAUGGCUCUAAAUAUUUGAUACAUUUCCCUAUAUAUCUCUAAUCUCUUUUUCAGGAUAUGGUGUGUUCUUAUUUAGUUACUUAGGCUUUUCUCCUUUUAAAGCCUGUUCAUAAAGAUGUUGAAAGCUCACCAAGAAAAUACUUUUGAUCUUUAUUCAUAUAUCCCAAGAACUAUCAGUCCAAUAGAAUUCCUUUUGUGGCUUGAGGAA
This is a messenger RNA of Peromyscus eremicus (cactus mouse), 2469 nucleotides long. RefSeq names its product p21 (RAC1) activated kinase 3 (gene Pak3). Gene Ontology annotation, molecular function: ATP binding; protein serine/threonine kinase activity. Gene Ontology annotation, biological process: regulation of axonogenesis; regulation of actin cytoskeleton organization; intracellular signal transduction. The record is from RefSeq and is a predicted model, not a curated record. Gene Ontology annotation, cellular component: cytoplasm. The coding region runs from base 1 to 1038 and encodes 345 amino acids. NCBI's taxonomy places the organism in Eukaryota, Metazoa, Chordata, Mammalia, Rodentia, Cricetidae. The transcript has 9 exons.